Messenger RNA from Musa acuminata AAA Group (dessert banana), 1029 nucleotides. Its product is annotated as GTP-binding protein YPTM2-like. The record is from RefSeq and is a predicted model, not a curated record. Bases 229 to 840 code for a protein of 203 amino acids. The transcript has 8 exons. Lineage: Eukaryota; Viridiplantae; Streptophyta; Magnoliopsida; Zingiberales; Musaceae. Gene Ontology annotation, molecular function: GTP binding; GTPase activity. Gene Ontology annotation, biological process: vesicle-mediated transport.
UGUCCCAAACACCUCCCUCUCCUUUUGUUUUUCCGGAAAGCGCUCUCCUCCGUCCUCUCGAUCUCUUACUCGGGCGUUCCCAUCUUUUUCCUUUGUUCGUUUGGGUUUGAGGAGGGGAUCCGUCGCUUCCGUUCACAGAUCCUUCCCGUUUCUCAGAGAAAUCUACACUCGGAACCCCGCCGAGGAAGACCCUAGCCGCCGGCUUAGCGCCCCUUCAAGGUCUCCGCCAUGAAUCCGGAGUAUGACUAUUUAUUCAAACUUUUGCUUAUUGGAGAUUCGGGUGUUGGAAAAUCAUGCCUCCUCCUAAGAUUUGCGGAUGAUUCGUACUUGGAAAGUUACAUCAGCACUAUUGGAGUUGAUUUUAAAAUACGCACAGUUGACCAUGAUGGCAAGACCAUUAAGCUUCAAAUAUGGGAUACUGCAGGGCAAGAACGUUUUAGAACAAUUACAAGCAGCUAUUACCGUGGUGCUCAUGGUAUCAUCGUGGUCUAUGAUGUGACAGAUCAGGAGAGCUUCAAUAAUGUAAAGCAGUGGUUGAAUGAGAUUGAUCGAUAUGCGAGUGACAACGUGAAUAAGCUUCUAGUUGGGAACAAGUGUGAUCUGACUGCCAAUAGAGUUGUAUCAUUUGAGACAGCUAAGGCCUUUGCUGAUGAGAUUGGCAUACCAUUCUUGGAAACCAGUGCAAAAAAUGCUACUAACGUGCAGCAGGCAUUCAUGGCCAUGACUGCUGCCAUCAAGAACAGGAUGGCCAGCCAGCCGGCCAUGAACAGUGCCAGACCUUCCACAGUGCAAAUCCGUGGACAACCUGUUGACCAAAAGAGCUCCUGCUGUUCUUCUUGAGUGUUCAGCUAAUGGCAUUGUAUUAAACUAGCUGAUAUCCAGAUUGAUGCUGUGUUGUGUCAUUUCAAACGCUUCAAUACGUGUUCCAUUCUUUCCUAGUUCUAAUCCUGUACAAAUUGGACAUUUGGUAAUGCUAUGUGAUAUGUGCCAGCUCUACAACAAAAAAAGAAAAAUACGAGGUUCCUUCUA